AUGCCUUUAACGAUUCUCGCAGAUUCAGACGUUCGCGCUCUACUCCACAGUCUCACCAAGCAGGAUAUACUCGAUUUGCAGCAAAGUCUUGCCGAUGCCCUGCACCACUAUUCAACUGCCACUGUAGAUGAUUCAAAUGGCUGCUGCGCCGAAUACCAACCCCUUCGUACCACGCUCAAACGCAAUGAUGGUCAGACCACGCUGUUCAUGCCCGCGAGCUCUGAAGACGGCAUGGGCAUCAAGGUUGUGACACUGUCCGAGCCUGGCUCGAAAAAGACUUCAAAAUCAACAUCCGUUACAUCGUCUAUCGAAUCGCUCUCGAUCUCGCAACAGUCAUCCGAAACCGCCAUCUCAUCCACAGCCGCAAGCACAACACCAAAAGGCAGUAUCACACUGCUGGACAAGACUGGGUCGCCCAGAGCAUUAAUCAAUGCAGAAGAGCUUACCGCCUUCAGGACUGCUCUUGCGAGCACGUUCAUUCUAGGGCGUAGGGACAAUGUGCAUGACGUAGUCGUCUUCGGCGCAGGGAAGCAAGCAUACUGGCACAUCCGACUUGCGCUGUUGCUCCGAGGAUCCGACAUCCACCACUUGAACAUUAUAAAUCGCGAUUUCGAGCGUGUACACCAUCUUCUUGAGAAGCUGUACAGUCCAAACGAACAGCCAUCGCAAUGGUCAGCGAACUAUGCACACGUGCCUGCCUACAGGCAGGAGAACAAAGAUACAGAUCUCCACCGACCGAAGAUUCAGAUCCUCACUCCCGGCCAUGGAGAGUAUGAUAGAUUGCUCAAGUCGACAAUACGUGCGAGCAGCGUAAUAUUUUGCACCACGCCAUCACUUACCCCUCUCUUCCCCGCAGCCCUACUUACAAAUGCCGAAGGCCGUAAAAAGGGCCGAUACAUCGCAGCCAUCGGGUCAUACAAACCGCACAUGAUAGAGAUACACCCAGACAUCAUCCGGCAGAACGUUGCGCCAGAUCACGGUCGCCAUUUCCACAAACAUGCUACGCAGGGUGGUGCGAUUAUAGUCGACAGCGUGGAAGCCUGCAUGCAAGAAGCCGGAGAGAUUAUCCAAGCAGGCCUCUCGCCGUCCGAGGUCGUGGAAGUGGGAGAACUAGUCAUGCUGAAGCGCGACGCUGACCGACGUCGCCAAACCAGGAAGAGCGAGGAAGAUGCACACUGUGCCGGGGUCGCGUUGGGCGAGGGCGAGAAAACGAAGGAGAACCGCAGGGGCGGUAAAGCGAAGGAUGAUCAUGACGAGGAGGAUAAGGCGCAUAAAAGUUUGAUUGACUGGCUCACGCGUGGGAAUGUUAUAUACAAGAGCGUGGGGCUGGGGUUGAUGGAUGUUGUUGUCGGCACGGAGUUGUGUCGGUUGGCGGAUGAGAGGGGGAUAGGCACGCAGAUCAAGGACUUUUAG
Dothidotthia symphoricarpi CBS 119687 is the source of this 1413-nucleotide messenger RNA. RefSeq names its product NAD(P)-binding protein. The record is from RefSeq and is a predicted model, not a curated record. Lineage: Eukaryota; Fungi; Ascomycota; Dothideomycetes; Pleosporales; Dothidotthiaceae. The coding region runs from base 1 to 1413 and encodes 470 amino acids. Gene Ontology annotation, cellular component: cytoplasm. The transcript has a single exon.